Molecule: messenger RNA, 1856 nt
Organism: Manis pentadactyla (Chinese pangolin)
Lineage: Eukaryota; Metazoa; Chordata; Mammalia; Pholidota; Manidae
Gene: CCDC184
Product: coiled-coil domain containing 184
Exons: 1
Coding region: 934-1518 (194 amino acids)
Cellular component (GO): cytoplasm
Source: RefSeq, a predicted model, not a curated record
CAGGCCGCAGGAGCCGACGCGAGGCGGAGCCCGCCGAGCCCCUCCAGCCCGCGCGCCGCCGACGCCGGCGGGCCAGCUCCAGGGCGCUGCGCCCCGCCCCGUCUGCGACCGCUAGAGGCGGCCGCACCGGCCCGCUUCCCGGCGCCCGGCUGCAGGACGCGGCAGCGAGGCCCGGCCCACCGCGCUCUCCGGAGGGCGGCUGCCGGCGGGAAACGCCCGCCACGCAGUGGCGCGAAGGGUCCGGUGCCGGGACUGGCGGAGGGCUGCCCUCUCCCGGGCCGGGGGUUUGCGCAGCCGACCCUCGCUCACGCUUCCCUGUUAAACACCGCAACCACCCUCUCCGCAGCCUCAGCGGAGCCGCCGCAGCGUCCCGCCCAGGCGCCCCGCCCGCGAGCCCGACGCCUGGGCCCCACUGCAGCUUCCCACGCGGCCUCUCCUCUCUUCCUCACUUCCUGGUUGCCAUGGAGACAUACGUCAUCUACGUGGUGCGCGUCGCCUUGGAAACGGGGGCAUCCGCGGCUGAGAGGCCCGCCCCUGCCGCCUCAGGCACGCUCGCGGGCGCUGCCGGUCAAUGGCAGGGGGGAGUCCCGAUCCGGAUCCGCUGCCGGCCGCGGCUUCGAUCCGGGCUCCUUCCUCCGAGAGCGCUUCUGUGAACAGGGUGCCGGCGCGCACUGCUGCCCGCGGGGCCCGGGGGGCGGCGCGGACCCGGGCGCGAUUGCGGACGUGAGGCGGGGCAGGCGCUUCUGCCCCCGGCGAGCCGAGAGACGCCGGCCGGGACUCUCGCCGGGUCCUCGGCCCGCCGGCUGGUCCCGGCCUUCCGCGAUCCCGACCGCGCCCUCCGCCGGGGACUCGCCUCCUCUCGUCGGCUCCCUCCCCUCCCGGCCCCUUCCUCACCCGGAGGCCGGGCUGGACAGGACCCGCUGCUGCCAUUCAAUGGAGGACGGUUUGCUGGAGAUCAUGACCAAGGACGGCGGCGACAUGCCGGCACCUCUGGAAGUGUCCACCGUGCCGGCCGUGGGGGACGUGCUCUCCGGGGAGUACAACGGCGGGAUGAAGGAACUGAUGGAGCACCUGAAGGCCCAGCUGCAGGCCCUGUUUGAGGACGUGAGGGCCAUGCGGGGGGCCCUGGAUGAGCAGGCCUCCCACAUCCAGGUGCUCUCAGACGACGUGUGCGCCAACCAGCGGGCCAUCGUCUCCAUGUGCCAGAUUAUGACCACCGCGCCCCGCCAGGGAGGCCUGGGCGUGGUCGGCGGCAAGGGGAGUCUCCCAGGCGCCCCCCGAGAGCCCGAAACGCCUUCUCCCGGGAUCGGGGACAGCGGUUUGCUGGGUCGCGAUCCUGAGGACGAGGAGGACGACCAAGAGGAGAAGGCGAUGCCCUGCUCUGCCACACCCACUAGUCACUGCGAGCGCCCGGAGAGCCCCUGCGCUGCUCUCCUGGCGGGGGACGGGCCACUUGUGGAGCCCCUGGAUCUGCCCGACAUCACUCUGCUGCAGCUGGAGGGCGAGGCCUCUCUGUGAGGGGACUCCGAAGGGGCACGACUGUCCCGGGCUGCCAUUGGGUUUCCAAGCGCAUGACGCGAGGGACUGGAACGGCGCGGUGCAGCAAUGCUGCUCUCAGACCGCUGCGCCCGUGGGUCAGGCAGAGAGAUUCCCUGGAGGAAGGACUUUGGGAGCAUCACAAAUUCUUUCUGCCUAACCAAGGGAGAUGUAGCAAACUGCGGAAAGGUGAGGUUCCGGGGAGAGGAAGCACCCAUCUCUGGACCGCCGUCCAUCCCCUAUCCUGCCCAUUUUUCCCUCCCCAGGCAGCAAGAGAACUCCUGACUUGUGUAAAUAAAAUUCUGCUUUUUCUAUUCUGA